Messenger RNA from Fusarium odoratissimum NRRL 54006, 1973 nucleotides. RefSeq lists its product as uncharacterized. The coding region runs from base 200 to 1594 and encodes 464 amino acids. Gene Ontology annotation, molecular function: oxidoreductase activity. Lineage: Eukaryota; Fungi; Ascomycota; Sordariomycetes; Hypocreales; Nectriaceae. The transcript is spliced from 2 exons. The record is from RefSeq and is a predicted model, not a curated record. Gene Ontology annotation, cellular component: cytoplasm.
CGUAUCUUCAGAGUGAAUGCAUGCAGCGUCAUUCAUGCAAGGAUAAGAUCAUCGGCGUCGUAAUCAGUGUAAGUCGACUUUCUGCGGGGUCAUUGACAUUGUUCCUCUUACAUCUCAUGCAUGUCAAAGAGCGGUUCUGACAUUGUUGCUUCAGUUUGUCAUAAAGUCGCAUCGGGAUAGUAUUACGGCACAGAUCACAAUGAGCACCUCAGGCUUUCCUGUAGAAGGAUCACCACAAUCCUACUGGCAGCAUGAAGCCCAGCAGCCAGAAAUACCUUCACAUACCGGACCUCUCCCCAGCUCAUGUGAUGUGGCGAUUGUCGGCGGUGGGUAUGCAGGCAUUGCUACGGCAUACCACAUCUUGAAGACGACCUCUCCACCAUGCAAUGUGUUUCUCUUGGAGGCAAAGGAUCCAUGUUCCGGAGCUACAGGACGGAACGGAGGACACCUGCGCCCUGACUAUCUGAUGGGAGCUGCGAGAAACUGCAAGAAAUACAAUGCCUCUGCAGCAGCCGAGAUCGUGCAGUUUGAAGCUCGCCAUCUAGACGUGAUCAAGUCUCUUAUCAGGUCGGAGGCUAUUGACUGCGAUUUUGCGGAGACGAGGAGUCUCGCUGUUCUCACUACACUGGAGCAAGUUUCCAUGGUGCGCGAGGCAUAUGAGGGCUUGAAGCAAGCAUCGUCUUUCAGUGAUACCCUGCUGGAUGUGAUAGAGUUCUACGAGGGUGAUGAUGCGCCCCAACGUACAGGAUUGCGAGACGCAAAGGGCUAUUUCUCCACGCCCGCGGCUCGGGUAUCGCCCUACAAACUUCUCACGUCUCUGUUGGCGCGCUGUGUUGACAUGGGACUCUCGCUGAGGACCCAAACUGCGGUUGUAUCAGUUGAGCACGCUGGAUCAGACGGUCAUACCCUUAUGAUGCGCUCAGGAGAGACAAUGACAGCUCAAAAAGUCGUCAUCGCCACGAACGCCUACACCUCUGCAAUUCUUCCCGAGUACGCGAGUUCCAUCGUGCCAUGCAAGGGACUCGCAUGCCACAUCAUUGGCCCCAAGGGUAAGCCACUGCCAAAGCUUCUGGCCGCAAGUUGUGCCAUAAUGGAACAAGACUCAGUCUCCAACAAGACGGGCUAUAACUAUAUGGUACAACUAGAGGACAACAGCAUCGUUCUCGGCGGCGCUCACCACAAGUAUGACGGGAAUGACCUAGGGAGCUGGUACAACAACGUCAACGACACGCAGCUCAUUGAGCCGGCGCGGCGGUACUUUGAGGCUGACUACAUGCAGAGGACGUUUGUCGGGUGGGAGGACUCAGGCGCGUGUGUUGACCGUGUUUGGACGGGGAUCAUGGGGUAUAGUACUGAUUCACUUCCUCAUGUGGGAGAGGUUCCUGGUAGAGAUGGGGUAUUUAUAAUUGCUGGGUUUCAUGGGCAUGGAAUGCCUGUUAUCUUCUUGGCCGCAGAGGGUAUUGCAGCCAUGACCCAGGGGCUGGCGUACGAGAAGACAGGACUGCCGUCCUUGUUCAAGACCUCUAGAGACAGGCUGGAGUCAGAGAGAAAUGAUAUCCUCGCUGGUAGAGGCAUCCGGUCGACUAGGGAUUAGAACUUGGCGAUUUAUAUAAGGACUCAAUAUGAUUGAUGUAAGGGUGAGAUAGCUCUUCUGUAAGCCCCUGUCUUUCUGAUCCCUCUGAUCACCAAUCAAUCAGUCUCAAGUCUCCUCCAUAUCUAUAGCCGGCCUCCUUUCUUUCGAAGGCCUGUUCAAGGUCCGCAAUGAUAUCCCUUACAUCCUCUAUCACAGGCGAUAAUCCCACGAGAUCCUAGGAUGCUCUGAGUGCGCAAUGGCGGCGAGGGCCUCGAAGUCUUGGACGGAGAACAUGGGGUUCGCAAGAGACUCGGUGAAGAUGAACUUGGCUCUGUCGUCAAUAAGAAAUUUGGCUGCUCAAGAUCGUUUGGAUCACAUUAUCGUGACUCGAUUCAUCAUG